Messenger RNA from Purpureocillium lilacinum, 600 nucleotides. RefSeq lists its product as uncharacterized. The record is from RefSeq and is a predicted model, not a curated record. NCBI's taxonomy places the organism in Eukaryota, Fungi, Ascomycota, Sordariomycetes, Hypocreales, Ophiocordycipitaceae.
AUGAAGACCGCCGGCAUCCUCUCCCUUCUGCUCUCCGGCCUCGCCGCCGCCCAGGACGUGCAGUCCAAGCCCUUCAACCUCGUCCUCCAAUCCUCCGACAAGUCCCUCAACGGACAGCAGCUCGCCGCCUGCCACUCGGGCGCAGCCAUCGAGUCGCUCUGCCUGGCGGGCAGCUCCGGCGCCAAAUUCUUCCUCAACACGACCCAGGGCUCGACGUCGCCGCUGAAGCAGUACGAGCCGGCCGGCGUGCUCAUCUGGAACCUGCCCAUCGGCGGCGACGGCGGCGUCGAGUCGGAGCCCAUGAGCUUCUACACCGACCCUUCCACCAACGUCGCGCUGCCGCUGUUCGAGCCCGGCUACGGCAGGCAGUACGUCGCCGCCGAGAGCAAGACGGGCCGCCUCGCCGUGCUCAGCUACCUCGACGACUCGCACACGCCGCCCACGGGCGACAAGGUCCGCGCCCUCAGCAACUGGUACGUCUGCCAGAGCUACUACACCGGGUACCAGUACCGCACCCUCAACUGGGUGCUCGGCAACGGCAGCCAGAAGCCCCAGAACCCGAGCUGCGUCAAGGUCGAGGUGCAGCGCAAGUUUGUCUAG